Messenger RNA from Pocillopora meandrina, 1278 nucleotides. The record is from the annotation of a GenBank genome assembly. NCBI's taxonomy places the organism in Eukaryota, Metazoa, Cnidaria, Anthozoa, Scleractinia, Pocilloporidae.
AUGCAUGAUAAGCGAUGUGACUUGUCAACUGCACCCAGCUCUCAACUUAUUCAGCUAGAUAUGGAUGUUCAACAGCUGUUUACAAAUCUCAAGAAGGAAGCCGAGUGUCCGCUGUGUCUAGAAACAGUCAAAGAUCCCAAGACACUGCCAUGUCUACACUCAUUCUGUCUGCAGUGUAUCGACAAGCACGCAGGAUAUGCAAAGAGAAAGUUAGAAACGACGAUCAAAUGUCCAGUUUGUCAAGCUUGCUUUCAGAUCCCCGAAGGAGACACGUUUGGCAGCCUUCCCACAUCUUUUCAUCUCAACCGAUUGGUGGAUCUCCUUGCUCUGAGAGAUGGCAGCCAAGAGGCUCAGAGAUGCAGUAGUUGUGAAGAAAACAACACGGCAACUUGCUACUGCUUUGUUUGCCAGAACUUUCUUUGCAAGGAUUGUUUUGAUGCUCAUCAGCGCCUGAGGGCCACGAGAGGUCAUCAUAAUGUUUUGAUCGAAAACUUGCAAGCGCAAGAUGUGGAGGACUUGAUGCACAGACCCGCCAUGUGUACAAAGAAAUAUCACGAGAAUGAACCGCUUGAUUAUUAUUGUCGAGACUGUAGCGUUUGUAUUUGCCACAAGUGCAGUAUAGUAAGUCAUAAUCGACAUACUUUAGUAGACUUACAGGAGGCUGCCGAAGAACGAAAGAUGCAAAUGACGCAAGUCUUUGCCAGAGUUAAGGAAAAACUUGUUACUGUGGAGUCAAAGAUAUCGGAGAAAACUGAACUGAUGAAACAAAGCGAAGAAGAAAUCUGCGCCGCUGAAAAGAAGGUUACGAUAACUGUGCAAGAAAUUAUUCGAGUUGCGAAGGAACAUGAAACGGCUGUAAAAACUAAGCUGGCAGAAAUUAGAGUCACGCAACAAAGAAUAUACGCAGCAAAAAUUGGAAGUGAUCAGUUACUUGCGGCUCAGCUAAAGAGUUCUGUCGAAUGUGGCGAAGGUAUCGUACAACGAAGCAUCGGUCCUGAAAUUCUGCAAGCAGGACAUGCUGUGCUUGGUCGAUGCGAGGAACUUUUAACCACACAGGAUAUUGAAGUAUGUAAACCUCAACAUGUAGUCUAUUGUGUAAAUUUGGAAGCUUUGAAUACUGUCAGAGACUUGGUUCCAGGUCAAGUAUUUGAGACUAACACGGAUCCUUCACAGUCAUCGGCAGAAGGAAUCGAGGCUGAAGCAGGCACUGAAACUAGCUUUACAGUAACAACGCGAGAUUCAAAGGGAAGUCAAUGUUAUGAUGAACAGACCAACUGA